This is a messenger RNA of Dicentrarchus labrax (European seabass), 3220 nucleotides long. Its product is annotated as protein tyrosine phosphatase type IVA 3. The coding region runs from base 888 to 1424 and encodes 178 amino acids. The record is from RefSeq and is a predicted model, not a curated record. Gene Ontology annotation, biological process: protein dephosphorylation. Gene Ontology annotation, molecular function: protein tyrosine phosphatase activity. Lineage: Eukaryota; Metazoa; Chordata; Actinopteri; Moronidae. Gene Ontology annotation, cellular component: nucleus. The transcript has 7 exons.
CUCUAAGAGCAUUAACUGUAGAGUGUUCUGGCGGUGACAGGGCUGUCAGGGUCAGAUGGCUGCUCAGCCUGAUUAGACCAGCUCACAGCAGAUCCUCAGCCCAGCACACCACACCGCUACAAGCGAGGUACAGCUCCAGUCUGGCACGUACAGUACACUGCAGCGGUUACUGAGAGGCCAGGGGGGACAGGAGAGAGGUGGAGAGUUCAGUGUUAUAGUGGGGCAGAGCUACAGGUUGUUGCAUUUCAUUUUACUGCUGCUUGACUACCAGACAGUUCAGCUUCUAGUGGCAGAAAAAGACUAAAAGCAGGCGGACUUUGCUGUGAGAAAGAAGAACUCAUGUUUAGUCUGGCUGGAGAUGACAUUUAAUAGCAGAAUUGCUGGUUGAUGGAGUUUGUGCGGCGGAGUGGUGACUACUGCCACGCCCAACACAUUUAGACCCUGUCUGGGAUGAAGCUGCACCAUGCAGUCCUGCGGCCCUGAAACCUGAAAGACUACUGGCCUUCGCCCUCUGAACCAGCCAGCUCAUGGGGUAAUAAGUGGAGCCUCGACACUGAAAGCUAACCGGAGAGAGAAGGAAAGAGAGAGCUACUGAGAGACAAAGAGAGAAAAGGACUGGGCAAAGAGAGAGAUAAAAACAAAGAGACGAACAGAGAGAGAGAGAGAGCUGACACUCUGUGGCCUCCUCGACUAUAGGAUACAGUCAACUGAUGGGGUAAUACAAGACAACAGGACCUCACAUUUGGGAAAAUACCUUAAACGGCUAUAAACAGUCUCCCAAUAGGAAGUUCCACAAGGGAGAGGAAGUCCAGAGUCACCUAUAGACCUGAUAUAGGUUGAAGUCACAGCAGCUAACUGCUGCAGCUGGAGCUAAAGGUCAUCCUGGGAUGUCAAAGGUCACACUGGCAGCCAUGAACCGUCCAGCUCCAGUGGAACUGUGCCACAAGAACAUGAGAUUCCUGAUCACUCACAACCCAACAGACGGCACACUCAGCUCCUUCAUAGAGGACCUGAAGCACUACGGUGCCACCACAGUUGUUCGAGUCUGUGAUAUCACCUACGAUAAAACACCAUUGGAGAAGGAUGGCAUUAAUGUGGUGGAUUGGCCAUUUGAUGAUGGAGCCCCACCCCCCAGUAAACUGGUUGAUGAUUGGUUGAGUCUGCUGAAGAAGAAGUUUCAGGAGGAUCCAGGAUGCUGUGUGGCUGUUCACUGUGUGGCUGGACUUGGGAGGGCUCCUGUGCUGGUUGCUCUGGCACUGAUAGAGAGCGGGAUGAAGUAUGAAGAUGCUAUUCAACUCAUCAGACAGAAGCGUCGUGGAGCCAUCAAUAGUAAACAGCUCACUUACCUGGAGAAAUAUCGAUCCAAGCAGAGACUCCGAUUCAAAGACUCUCACGCACACAAGAACAAGUGUUGCACUAUGUGAACACACACACACGCGCACAGACACACACACACACACACACACACACACACAUCUUGUACCCCUCAACAAAUGCUCUCAGGAAUCCAACCAUACGAGCCUUGUGUCACUGUCACAAAAACUAAAAUAUACGGGCUUCAUUAGUCCAAGUGUACCCUGGGAAUUUUUGAAUGUUUUCAAGGAAAUUGUAUUGGAGCCCAUCUUUGUUCCCUUGUUUGUAAUGAUUUAUUGUCUUUUAAAGAUGAUUUUAUUGGCAUGUUUGCUUCAUAAUAUAGUUUACAGUGAAAGAUGGCAAAAAUAGCUGAAGGAGAGAAAAUAAUAUUUAGAAUGUACUUUAUUGGUACUAAAGUUGGCUUAGAGAUAACGUGUUGAAGCUUCAAUCACAUGCAUGUAACUUGUAGGACUGAUAUAUUAUACAUAAUGUAUUGGCCUUCAAUAGCAUUGGAUUUCCAUUAUUUUGUCAUUUAUGUUCAAUAUCUUGAAAUUUCACCAUAAUCACAGUGUAAAAUUACACACAGUAUUUUUGUGUUUGUGUUAUGUCAACACUUUUUAAACAAUGUUGGUAGAGUAAAACUGAAACACUGAAACACAGGAAUAACAUCUUAAGAGCUCAGUAUUUUUACUGUAAAUUAGCAUCAAUACUUUAUGUUGAUCCUCUAUUUUACAUUAUUCCUGUUGGGGUCUGCUGUCAGUGUAACAGGAGAUAAGGGCUCAUUUCCAUCCCAGCAUUUCUACCAUUUGUCUACAAUCAGCAUUAAAAUGAGUUUCUAAAAUGCUAGAUGAAGCAUUUUGGUAAAAAUAACGCCUUCAUUUGGUUUUUGUCAAUGUCCAUGUUUUAAUAUUACUUCAUUGUGCUCAAGUGUUUACAUAUCAGUGUGUGCAUUACAGCAUAUUAUGCUCUGUUUACUGACACCCACAGAAGGAAACAUCUUUGGUAACAGAUUUCAAGCCAGGUUUAAUAUGUAUUAUAAAAAAAGGAAAGGUUAAUAAUUCUAUAGUAAUAAUAUAUUACACAUUCUAAAAUGUAAACUAGUUGUAAAUAUUACAUUUCUUACUUUUAUUCUCCUAGAAGUCAGGGUGAACCACUCCUCCUAUUCACUGACUACACACAUGUGCAAAGAAAAUUUAAUAACUGCAGGUAUUACAAAUAUAUUUUUUUAUUUUCCUGUAACUUUUCAUCUUAUCAUCCAAUGAUAUAUGAAUAAAUGGAGUAACAUGUCAAAUCCUAGCACAAAUAUUGCUAUUCAUCAUCACAUCUUUUAGAUUAGAUUAUCUUAUACAUAUUUUCUUGUGGGGUGUAGUUUACUCAUUCAUUUGUGUUAUUCCUCAAAGAUGCAUGUAACCAACUGCUUCUGACACUUCAUUCAUUUUUCAUUCAAAAUUGAUAUUUUUGCUGAUGAUAGAGCAUGCACUUUUUAUGGAUUAGCAGACUGCUUGUGAUAGUCUUCUCAUCUGUGUUAUGAAAAACGUGAUGUCCUGAACAACAAUUUGUGAGAAAGUGAUGAGAGCAGAGGGUGUAAAAUUGAAGUACAGAAGCAGCAGAGAUGGAGAAGAGAGGAAAGAGGAUCUACCAUCUUUACAUGAGAGCUUUUCCUUUUUUAACAAAUUGGCUACAGUUUACUUGUUCAAGUGUGUGCGUGUGUUUGUUUGAGUGCAUGUGUUUGGUAGUCUUUAGCUAUUUGGGACUGCCCUGAGCCGACACUUUUUUUUUGUAAUGUAAAAAACAAAUGCUGUAAAUGUCUGUCUGUAAAUUCUUGCAUUGUUUAAUAAAGGUUUUGUCAUUGUCCCUAUCUUAAUAA